AUGAUUUUAUUAGAUUAUCACAAUGUUGUCAUUGAAGAAACUUUAAGGCAGCCUAUUGUGGGCCUUGAGCCCGCCGUACUGGAUAUGACAGUGGUCGAUUUUGAUGGUGUAUCUUACCAUAUUUCUACACCACAAUCGAAGAAUAUAAUCAAAUUUUCAAUGCUAAUGCAAUGCUUCAAAGGACUUAUCCAAUGGGGAGCACAGGAAAUGUUACAAAAAGAAUAUGGUGCUUAUAUUCUACCAGAGACUGAAAGUGGCUAUGAUUUUAGUCUAGAGUUUGAUUUGCAGAAAUUACCUGAGGAUAAAGAGGAAAGAGAAGCACUUGUAAAAAAUGUAUCUUUAAUCAAACGUAAUCUUUUGGCUCAACCUUUUGAGCGGGCCUUCGAGCAGCAGGCUCAAUAUGAAGCUGAAGAGCAAACCAAUCCCACACCUAUCCUCAUGCAAAUUCACUACAGAGAUCAAGAAACUAUUUAUAUUCAAGCACUAUAUGAUAGAGUUACCGUAAUCUUUUCUACUUUGUUUAAGGAAGAAACAGAUAGAAUAUUUGGAAGAGUGUUUUUGCAGGAAUUUGUUGAUGCUCGUCGUCGACCAGCAAUUCAAAAAGCCCCUCAAGUUCUUUAUUCUAGUAAGGAUCCUCCUCUGGAAAUUAGACAUUUAUCUGAGCUACAAAACGAGGAUGUUGGAUAUGUCACUUUUGGCGAAGUGCGUGAAAAAACGAUUUCCCAAAUUCAGCUGUUUCGUGAUUAUCUUCAUUAUCACAUCAAAUGUUCCAAAGCCUAUAUGCAUUCAAGAAUGCGCGCACGUGUUCAAGCAUUCUUGAAAGUACUAAACAGAGCAAAACCUGAAUCACCUACCCGGCAAGACUCUC
This is a messenger RNA of Dentiscutata erythropus, 868 nucleotides long. NCBI's taxonomy places the organism in Eukaryota, Fungi, Glomeromycota, Glomeromycetes, Diversisporales, Gigasporaceae. The record is from the annotation of a GenBank genome assembly.